AUGGGGGGGGCAGUGAAACGGCUCCUGGCUCCUCCCGCGGCGUCCUUCCGGGGACCGCGCGCCUCCCCCAAACGCGCCGCUUCUAUCCUCGGCGCGGCACCGCCCGGGCCGGGCCGGGCCGCCGCCACCUCCUGGGCUCGGGUCCUCGCACCCUCCCGUGCCUGCACCCAGGGCGCCACCCCUGCCCACCUGCCUUCGUCCGCACUCCGCCACCCGCCUGCUCUGGGUCCUGGUCUCCCUGCUCCAACCUGCUCGGCGGCGGACACCCCUCCUCUCCCGGCUCCUCAUCCGGGCCCAGCACCCCUCCCCUCUCCCAGCGAGCUCCCCCUGGAAUGA
Molecule: messenger RNA, 336 nt
Organism: Rangifer tarandus platyrhynchus (Svalbard reindeer)
Lineage: Eukaryota; Metazoa; Chordata; Mammalia; Artiodactyla; Cervidae
Source: the annotation of a GenBank genome assembly